GGUGCAGUUAAAGGAGCAACGAUAGUCCGUAUCGUGUGACUGUAUCGCCUUAUAGGAAUUACUACUAAAUUUUCGUUCGUUAUUAUGCAAUUAAGUAGAAUUAUGUCAAUACUAUUUUUUAUUAUUGUCUACACCGCAUGUGUGAAACUUGAAACAGCUGUCCUUAUAUUGGCAAGAGGCGGUUCUAAAGGAAUUCCUUUGAAAAAUCUACAAAGAGUCGGCAGUGAGACACUCUUGGGCCGUGCAAUAAAAACGACCAAAGAGGCGGGCCUAUCUGAUAUUACCGUAUCGACUGAUCAUCCACUGAUUGCAUUAGAAGCUUUAAAAAGUGGGGUCCAUCUGUUUCACCGAAGUCCGAUUACAGCAAGUGAUUGGGCUCCUUCUAUUUGGGGUGCAUUGGAAUUUCUGGCACAUAGGAAGAAUGUGACUAUAUUAAUUCUUAUACAAGUUACUUCGCCGUUUACAUCGGCAUAUCAAUUGCACAAUGCGCUAGAAAAAAUAAAUUAUCCUAAGCCUUAUGAUUGCGUAUUUUCGGCUGUCAGAAAUUUUAAACUUCGUUGGCAGAAAAGGAAAGAUAGCUUGCGUCCUAUUAAUUUCAACGUUUUUGCAAGACCAAGAAGACAAGACUGGAGUGGUGAAUUAUUGGAAACUGGAGCAUUUUAUAUUGCAAGACGGCAUCUCAUAGAAUCCGGUUAUUUUCAAAAUUAUAAUUGCACUACCCAAGUAGUAUCAUCAUUGGAAAUUAUAACUUCUGAGAAGCACAAAAUGUCCAUGAGUAGCACAGAUACUGUGAUAUUUGAAGAUUUAGAAGCUACAGAUGUAAUAAGUGUAGAGUUAGUUCCUGAGCGAAAAGGUCUGAUACUAAAGCACUGUGAAUAUUAUGUCAGUUCCCGAAGACAUGGAACUACUGUGACAAGAAGAUAUAAUGACUUUGCACAGCUACAGGAUGUUUUAUUUGCUAAAUAUCCAUACCGCUCAAUCUGUCGCUUACCACCAAAACGCGUGGUUGUUAAUGGAGGUAGUCCCCUUUUCCUUCAGCGAAGAAGGGCGGCAUUGCAACGCUGGUUGACCUUGGUAGCACGACAUCCAGUGUUGGCACAUGAUGCCGAUCUGAGGAGCUUUUUGUGUGAAGUAACAGUCAAGCUUGAUAAACCUAAGCACGACGAAUUUGUAUUGGCGGGUACUCAGGAAAAUAGUUCUAGAGACAUGUCGACAGAUGAAAUGCAGGACACAUUUUCAACUGAUCAAGAACAGCUACGAUUGGCGCAGCUAGGCAUAGGCAGGAUAUAUAAGAUAUUUGAAAGAGUGGAAGGUAGAUGUGAAGCUGAGCGAGCCGACAUUCGAGAGAUGGGAGCCGGUUUAAGCGCCCUGUCGACACCAUCUAUUGCUGAUGGUCCAAGGUGGUCCAAUGCUAAAGAGGCAAUGAAAGCUGCUGCAGACUUGGUCACUGAAAUGAGUGACAAUUCUCAAGACGAAUUGGAUUUUACUGAAGAUGGUUCGGGUGGCAAGGUUUUGCUCGCGCUUGAUGCAUUGAAUGGAUACAGGGAGUUAUGUGGGCGGUUGACGCGCGGUUUGCACGCGGAACGUGCCGCAGCCGCCGCCGCCGCGCCGCACUCCGCCGCCUCGCAGCUGCUGCGGGAGAGACACCGGUACGCGCUGCGCUGCUCGCUCGAGGAAGCCCGCGUGGGACGUGCGUACGCGUUGGCCGCGCUGGAAUCGUUACCGGAACUGUUCCGUACGCAGGGUACUGCGCACGCUCGUGUUGCCGCACUAUGGGCCGAUCUCCACACUGCCCUCAGGCAUCCGCGCGCUAAACCCACGCUCAAAUAA
This is a messenger RNA of Chilo suppressalis (striped riceborer), 1830 nucleotides long. The record is from the annotation of a GenBank genome assembly. NCBI's taxonomy places the organism in Eukaryota, Metazoa, Arthropoda, Insecta, Lepidoptera, Crambidae.